Saitoella complicata NRRL Y-17804 is the source of this 960-nucleotide messenger RNA. Its product is annotated as putative nitrilase. The transcript is spliced from 2 exons. The record is from RefSeq and is a predicted model, not a curated record. The coding region runs from base 1 to 960 and encodes 319 amino acids. Gene Ontology annotation, molecular function: catalytic activity. Lineage: Eukaryota; Fungi; Ascomycota; Saitoellomycetes; Saitoellales; Saitoellaceae.
AUGGUGAAGAAGACCAAAGUCGCCGCAGUCCAGGCCGAGCCCGCUUGGCUCGAUCUCCAAGGCGGAGUCAAGAAGGUCACCAGUCUCAUCGCUGAUGCCGCGGCGGAGGGUGCCGACAUCCUCGGUUUCCCCGAGGUUUUCAUCCCCGGAUACCCGUGGUUCAUCUUCACUCGCUCCGUCGGCGAAAACAAACCCGAUAUCAAAAAGUACAUCGCAAACUCCCUCGCCAUCGACUCUGACGAGAUGCGUACCAUCCUCGCUGCUGUCAAGGAAGCCGGGAUCUACGUCGUUCUCGGAUUCUCCGAGCGCGACAAGGGCUCCCUCUACAUGGCCCAGGUCUUCAUCGACCCCACCGGCACCAUCAUCCACCACCGCCGCAAGCUCAAGCCAACCCACGUCGAACGCUCCAUGUGGGGCGACGGCCAAGCCGACUCCCUCAAAACCACCAUCCCAACCCCCUUCGGCAACCUCUCCGCCCUCAACUGCUGGGAACACCUCCAACCCCUCCUCCGUUACCACACAUACUCCCAAAACACCCAAAUCCACGUCGCGGCAUGGCCACCCAUGUUUUUCUGGAAGGAAGGCGGGGUUUUGAGUUAUCAUGAGACGCAGGAGGCGAAUUAUGUCGCGAGUCAGUUUUUCGCGAUUGAGGGGCAGGCGUUCGUGUUGUUGGCCAGCCAAGUUGUUAGUGUGGACGGGGCGAAGACGUUGGGGAUUGAUCAUGUUGAGCAGAUGCAGGUUCCGGGUGGUGGGUUCAGUAUGAUCUUUGGGCCGGAUGGGAGGCCGAUGGUGCAGAGGCUUCCUGCUGGACAGGAGGGGCUUGUCUGUGCUGAAAUCGACUUGACUGAUAUUGAUAGCGCGAAGAACAUGGCCGACCCUUGUGGGCACUACUCGCGUCCUGACUUGCUCAGCUUGUUGGUCAAGGGCAAAAAGAGCGAGUGCGUUGUGUACAAGGAGUAG